Messenger RNA from Monopterus albus (swamp eel), 4193 nucleotides. RefSeq names its product angiopoietin 4 (gene angpt4). Gene Ontology annotation, cellular component: fibrinogen complex. Gene Ontology annotation, biological process: platelet aggregation; blood coagulation; positive regulation of heterotypic cell-cell adhesion. The record is from RefSeq and is a predicted model, not a curated record. Gene Ontology annotation, molecular function: extracellular matrix structural constituent; protein-macromolecule adaptor activity. Lineage: Eukaryota; Metazoa; Chordata; Actinopteri; Synbranchiformes; Synbranchidae.
AGUCCAUUUCGUUCCUUCGGUCACUUUAGACAUUGACUCGUCUCCAUCCUCACAUCAUUUCUACCCCCUUUAUCUUCUUCUCUUUCUCUCCAUCCAUAUUUUUUCCAGAGUGGAUCUAAACCUGCACCAGGCACAUUAAGGACAGGAGGGGAUUUCAAGAAAGCCAUGAAAGACCUGCCCAGGGUCAAGCCAAUGGACCCAUCCUGAAAAGUGUUUUAUCAGUAAGACAAACCUGACUGCAGAGAAAAUUAAGAUCCAAGGACAAAAGAAGGACAAGGAGGAAGAAAGAAGAUGGAUCCUUAUCUUGCUGUACUUCUUCAUCACAAGUAAAGAAGGGAGGGAAGACGUUUUAUUGUCAGACAACAGUUCAGGUGUCGCUUUCUGCUUCUGCAUUUCAAAAACAUCUGAUCUACAAGAAAACUAAUUUGAAAGAGAAAGAGAACAAGCCCAAGAGACUUGGUGCAGAGACUCAUGCCCUGCACACAGAUGCUUUCCUAGAGGGAAUCAGUGGGUGAACCAGCCUUCUUAACUUCAUCACUCUGAGAGAAUUCAGUUCAAUACAGUUGAAGAGAGCGCCAUGAAAAGCUUAAAUCUCGGCUGGGGAUUGCUGGUGCUUCUGCUGCUCUGGGCCUUGUCAGUCGUUGCUGACGCAGCUGCUGCUACAAGCACAGAACGAGGAGGAGCUGGAAGAAGCCAAAGAAGAGGAGGAGGAGGCGGCGGUGGAGGAGCGGAGAAGAGAAGGAGGUACCAUCGCAUCCAACACGGCCAGUGCAAGAUGGACCAAUCUGGUGGCUCUCGCAGCGGGACGAGUGUGGUGCAGAGAGACUCGCCACCUAUGGACAGUGACUGGUCAGCUCAGAAACUGCAGCACCUGGAGAGCACAAUGGAGAACAACACCCAGUGGCUGCAGAAGUUGGAGAACUUCAUCCAGAGGAGCGUGAGGCCCGACAUCGCUAACAUACCGUCACAUGUUGUUCACAACCAGACAGCCACCAUGCUGGAGAUUGGGACGAACCUCCUGACACACACGGCGGAGCAGACACGCAAACUCAAUGUGGUCGAAGCCAAGGUGCUGAACCACACAUCUCGCAUAGAGAUUCAACUUCUGGAGAAUUCUCUGUCCACCAAUAAGCUGGAGAAGGAGCUGUUACUGCAGACCUCAGAGAUCAGUCGGCUGCAAGACAAGAACAGUCGUCUGGAGAGUAAGGUGCAGCUGUUGGAGUCUCAGCAGAGAGGAGAGCUGGAGGACAUGAGGGAGGAGAAGAAAAGACUGCAGUCUGUCAUCAGGACCCAGAUGGCGGCCAUCGAGUCUUUGGAGAAGCAGCUGAGAGUCGCCAGCAGCAACAACUCGGCUCUGCAGAGGCAGCAGGCUCAGCUGAUGGAGUCGGUGCACACACUCAUCAGCAUGGUGACUACCACGACAGGGUCACCUCCGAGGACCCAGAUGUGGAGGGACUGUGCAGAUGCUUACAAGGCCGGCCACUCAGUCAGCGGCCUGUAUCACAUCUACCUCAGCAACAGGACUGAACCUGUGCAGGUGUACUGCGACAUGGAGACAAGUGGUGGCGGCUGGACGGUGUUCCAGCGGCGAUUUAACGGCAGCAUGGACUUUCAGAGGAGCUGGAGGGAGUACAAGAUGGGCUUCGGGGACGUGCUGGGAGAGCACUGGCUGGGCAAUGAAGUUUUGUACCUGCUCACCAGUCAGGGCCAGUACUCUCUGAGAGUGGAGCUGAGGGACUGGGAGGAAAACCCCGCCCACUCCCAGUACGACCGAUUUACACUGGCCAGUGAGCGGCAGCAGUACAGGUUGUACCUGAGAGGUUACAGCGGCACAGCCGGGAGGCAGAGCAGCCUGGCCACACAGGGGACGGGCUUCAGCACCCGAGACCAGGACAACGACAACUGUGACCACUGCAAAUGUGCCCUGAUGCUCACCGGAGGGUGGUGGUUUGACGCCUGUGGUUUCUCCAACCUGAACGGUAUUUACUACACCGUCGGUCACAACAUCAGGAAGCUCAACGGGAUCAAGUGGCACCACUUCAGAGGCCCCAGCUACUCCUUGCGCUCCACUUCCAUGAUGGUGCGACCCUACGACUUCUAAUGCCGCUUCACCUUCAGACCCUCCAAUGUCAGGUGCUACAACCCCGUGGCUCCCAGUGUUCCUCCAGAAUGCCUCUCUAAUGAUGUGGAACUUGUAAAAAAAACACUCGGCUCCAGCGUCAUGAUGGUCCACUGCCUCACAGCUGAUAACAACACCACUUUGGAUCCACAGUGUCACAAACCUGCCUGUAGCAGAUCCUGUGAAGGUAAAACCCAGCUGAGUGCCGAGCACCCGUCUGAUCCGCCUUCACGCUUUUUGAAAGCCUUGAAUGUCUCCUCUCUGGGACCCUGGAUCCAUGAGGGCUGCAUUAUACUAGAAAGGUAUGCGUUUGUACAACUUGUCUUCAGACACUCUCUCCUGGAAGACUUUCUCAUUUAAACACUCGAUUGUAUACGUGAAAGGAGACAGUUAUGUCAAAAAUUUAAAAAGAGAGCAAGGUUGCUGUCUCACACCUGUAUAACUGGCCAUUUGUGGGGUGAUGUGGGUGAAAGGUGUUGAAGUUCUCCCAAUUCUGACAUCAUAAAGGUGUUUGACCAUCUCACAAGCACAGCGGUCAAGUCAAAUCGCUUUAAAUUGUUAUAGCAGACAGUAUCCGACGCCCUCUGUCCUUAGACUCCCCAGAAGAUUUUAAACAGGAAAAAAUGGAAGAAGGCUCCAGAAGAGCAACAGAGGAGGGAUCUUUCUUCAGGACGGACCGACAGGAAACACAUGUUGUGUGUACAGCACAGAGAAAAAUGGUAGAUUUACAGUAUGGACAAAAUAAUAGACUGUAAACAUACAUGGCGAACAUGAACCGGGGGGAGACGCGCCAGCAGACCUGUGCUACACAACUUCCUGUCCACCACGUAGGCCUGGAAGAGAACACACAAGAGGCAGAGAUCACACACAGCAUAAUGAGCUGUACUCCUCCGUCUGUCUGGUGGGUCAGUAGCUAUGGAGCUAAUCCCCUGUAGCUUCAGAACAUCCCUCUGUUCCCACUUCUGCAGAGCCCUUCCCCUGUUGUGAUGAGUGACGCCUCCAGAUCAACCACAGAUAAUUUCUCACUGUCUUCUAUGGCAAGAAAAUUUUGUACGUAAUAAGGCUUCUCAUACAAGACUUCUGCAUGUCAGUAAGAAAUGGAUAACUGGGCCAAAUGUGUAGUUUGGAUGAGAAAGGUCAGUUCACUCAAAUACUUUGAUUGUUAAUUAACUGGACUUUUAAUGCCAGUGGGUGAAAUACUAAUGUUUACACACAAUAAUCAACAGUUUUACCCAUGUGAACGGUGAAAGUGUUGCAUCCUGUCGCUUCAGAAAGGCAGAAACAGUGAGGCUGAGGAUUGAGUUGAUGAGCUGGAGUCGCAUCAGGAGCCACAGUCUCCAGCAGGAUGGGGUGUGGUUUGGUUACAGCGGGGGCCCGAGCUUCCCUGGACAGGGAGCCCACAGGCCACUAAAACAGAUAAAUCUCCCUCCCCGGGUCAUGUUUUUAUCAAAGACACCUGAAGACCACAAAGAAACUUGUAAUUUAUGAACAUGUAAAUUGCCUUAACAGCAAAGCGGACACACAGUACUAGUGCAACGCCCUGUUCUCACCAUGUGCACGGACGACUAAAGCACAGACACAGAAGUGGGUUACUGAGACUUGCAGCAGGAGGGACAUUGCACAUCAUGGUUCUAACUGUUUCUCUGGAAGGGAAACAAUAAUGGCAAGCAGGCUGAAUUUUUGUGUGGGUAAGUCAUGACACGUCCCUAUCGUUUGCCAGAGGAUGGACAUGGCAACACUUAAAGCCUUGAACAUAUUUUAACCUCCACUGUGUAUUUAUGAAGAGUGAAGAGAAGAAACAGAGGAACAGAAGACAAACAUGGGAAGAGAACACAAUAACACACUAAAAACUAAAUGGACCCUUUUCCCAGUUUCAGUUUGGAUAAAAUGUUUGGCCUUUUGAGGGAAAAAGGAAACAGAAUUAAGAUUCAGCCGAGUCCAGAUUGUGAAUCAGAGAAAUGUUGUUUCAAUAACCUUUCUAAUCCAAACAACCUGGUUAUAGUUGUGUUUGCGUUUGGUUCUGUAUUUUGACACACACCCACUAGUGGCACUCACAUAGACAUUAAACUAGUUA